UCUGGAGAUUGGUUGUACACUAAUUGAACUUAACACUACUGAACUGAACACUUAAAAUAGUUAAGAUGGUAAGUUUUGUGUUAUGUGGAUUUUACCACAAUUCCAAAACAGGAAUCCCCUGCUUCCUGAGGGGAGAAGAAAUGACAAAGUUGUUCACUUGCUGAAAGUUGCCCAACUGGCAAGUGUUCCACACAGAUGCCCAGUGUCAGAGGGCGUGUCCGCCUCCCUUUGGCCUUCCCCGGGGAGAAGCAGCAAGCAGCAGUGUCGCGGUCGAGGAAGUAGGGAGAGGGCAGGUUUAGGGAAGGGCUUAAACACUUGCCCGGCCCUUAUGGCAUGUGUCCCACAGGCACCCAGCCCUGCAGUAGGUGUGGGCACACCUGCCUCAUCUCCCGGCUAACUCCCAUCCUGUUCCCACCUCCAGAUUCAGAACUGAGCACCAUGAACCCCACCAUCAGCAUCGCCCUCCUGCUGACAGUCUUGCAGGUGGCCAGUGGACAAAAGGUGACCAGCCUGACGGCCUGCCUGGUGGACCAGAGCCUUCGUCUGGACUGCCGCCACGAGAACACCACCACCCUGCCCAUGCAGUACGAGUUCAGCCUGACCCGAGAUUCCAAGAAGCACGUGCUCCUCGGCAACGUGGGGGUGCCCGAGCACACGUACCGCUCCCGCACCAACUCCACCAGCAGAAGCAACAUCAAGGUCCUCUACUUGUCCGGCUUCACCACCAAGGACGAGGGGCUGUACACAUGCGAGCUCCGCCUCUCGAGCCAGCCCCCGACCUUCUCCAGCAAGAAUAUCUCCGUGCUCAGAGACAAACUGGUCAAGUGUGGGGGCAUAAGCCUGCUGGCCCAGGACACCUCCUGGCUGCUGCUGCUCCUGCUCUCCCUGCCCCUCCUGCGGGCCAUGGAUUUCAUCUCCCUGUGACUGGCUGGGCCCAUGGAGGACACAGGAAGACACAGGCCUAGUCCAGAGAUCCUCCUCUUCUGGGUCGGCUGACCCCUCCCCCCAUCCCUCACACGCCUCGGGAGAAAUGGGCCCAUCCCUCAUAAGGUGUCCCAGUGCUGCAUGCCAUCAGGUACCCACUCCCCACCGCCACCCCACCCACCGCCACCUCACACCCUCUCCACGCACCGUUGCUUAUUUCCUCUUGGUUCCAGAGCUGCUUCUGUCUGGUUUAUUUAGGGUUUUUCCUUCCUUUUCUUCUGGAGUUUAUGAAAAGGGAAGCCAGGGUGGGGACCUGAUGAAGAGCGGGGCCAUAGGAGGGGUUGUAGGGCGGAGGAGUACCAGUCCCUGGGGGUCAUCCUUACCCACCUGAUCCAGGCCGCCCUGGGAGAAACCUCGAUGAGGAGGGGGAUGGGGUGUGCUUGGGCCUCACGCAUCCCUAAGCAACCCCCACCCCCAGAUGUGAGGGCACUGCCAGGACUUUGUGGUCAAUGGUGUGAGAGAGUAGAGCACCUCCAGGAGCAUUCUCUACCGCAGCACAAAAGCUGUCCUCUUCUCUGCAGAGGUCCCUCGGGGCCUGGGCCCAGUCACGGGGCAGUGGAUACAGAUUCUGCCCAGAGAGCAGCGCCAAUGGAGGGUUUCGGGGGUAGAAGGGAGAGUCCAUCAUCCCUCCCUACCUACGGAGGCCAGAAAGGGGAGCCUGCUGUCCCUCACUGCCUCACCCAGUAGUUGAGAAGGUGGCCCAGGCUGUCCUAAGCUCCUAAGAACUUCCAGGAUGCUGGCCUGAGGCAGCGAGGCAGGCCAUGGGGAGCCCCAGAGCCCUGCAGCUUGGCCCACGUGUGUUCCCCUUCCCUCUUCAGCCAGUAUCCACCCCAGCUGGCUGGUGCCUGAGCCUCAGGCAGCCCCUGCCCCACAACCUGCUUUCUCAGGGAUCUCCGGGGGGCCUGAGGCCGGCCAUGGAGUGAGACCCGAGCAUGGGACAUGCCUUGAGAAAUGACUUUUCCCAGCACCCAGCUCCCCACCCAGCAGCUCUGCCCUGUCCUGUGGCCAUGCAUAGUGCCACCACAGCUUACAGCAUCUCACUGAGGAAAAAGAAAGCUGCACAAUAAAACCAAGCCUCUGGAAUCUGUCGUCCUGGCGCCUCCUUUAACCACGCGUCCAGGAGGCCCCACCUGCCACCUCUUGCUGUCCCUCUUCCCUGCUUUCAUCAGCCCUUCCCCUCCCCCAGCCCCUGGGGUGGACCAAUGCAUGCUGGACGACUCUGAACAACUCUCACAUGACACAUUUGCCCAAAUAAAUGAAUGUUCCAUCUCUGCUGA
Messenger RNA from Miniopterus natalensis, 2261 nucleotides. RefSeq names its product Thy-1 cell surface antigen (gene THY1). The record is from RefSeq and is a predicted model, not a curated record. Gene Ontology annotation, molecular function: integrin binding; GTPase activator activity. Gene Ontology annotation, cellular component: dendrite; focal adhesion; external side of plasma membrane. Gene Ontology annotation, biological process: cell adhesion; positive regulation of focal adhesion assembly; regulation of cell migration. NCBI's taxonomy places the organism in Eukaryota, Metazoa, Chordata, Mammalia, Chiroptera, Miniopteridae.